Messenger RNA from Drosophila willistoni, 1261 nucleotides. Its product is annotated as 27 kDa hemolymph protein. The transcript has 2 exons. The record is from RefSeq and is a predicted model, not a curated record. Lineage: Eukaryota; Metazoa; Arthropoda; Insecta; Diptera; Drosophilidae. Bases 99 to 1037 code for a protein of 312 amino acids.
AGACAAAGCAAAGCACGGCGGACGUCCACCGAAGAGAAGUGAACUGAGAGGCAGCGCGAAAUCGAGACGAAUAUACUUAUUACAUAUCCUAAGCCAAAAUGAACAAAUAUGUCUUGAUGGCUGUAUGCCUGAUGGCCACUUUGGGGGCCAUAUUAAUCGAGGUGCAGGCCAGUCCCAAGCCGCAGCAGGUGAAUGCCGGUCAAUUGGGUGGCUUAACAUCCCAGUUCCUGCCUCCAGAAUAUCGGAAUACAAAUGUCAGCGUGGAUGACAUCAAACGCAUGUAUAGAGAGAAAUGCAAAAAGGUAACCGGUUCGGAGAACUCUACUCUCUAUUUGGAGAUUGAGAAGGCCACAGCCAAAAUGUCUACGUGUUUGUCCAAGGUGGCAAAUCUAACGGCAUUGCAGGAGGAAAUGGAAGUGGCAAAGCCAACUGGCGAUUUGGAUACAGUAUUCCACAAGUAUUGCCAAAAGGCCCCCGAGGCGGAGAACUGUGUCAAGGAGUUCAAUGAGAAAAUCCAGCCAUGUCUGAGCGUUGAGGAGAAACACCAACAGGCCACCAUGAUGCGUAUUGGGGCAGCCCUCCUGGGAUUCGCCUGCACUCGAGGCGGUGAUCAGAUUGCCCUCUUUGUCGCCGAACAGGGUCCCGAGUGCCUGGAAGCCAACAAGGAGGCCAUUAGCCACUGCAUGAACCGUUCCUUCCAUCAGUACAUUCCCAAAGAUGGCCAGAUCUCCGACCUGAUGAGCCGCCCCGAACUCCUAUUCACGCCCACCCACUGUGUCGACUUGCAGAGCUUCGAGGCAUGUGUGGUGCAUCAUUUGGAGCAAUGUUCCGAGAUUACACCAGCGAAUAUAGUUCAGUCGAUUUUCCGUUUCGUUAAGAACGAGACCGAUUGCCAGGCCUGGAUGAAUGCCCGAUCCAAUGAGAAGCCAAUUCUAAUGGCAGCCAGCGGGAAUGGCACAGGAGCUGCCACUCAAUUAACCACCACUCUGGCGAGUACUUUAAUCCUAACUGUGGGUGCCAUGGUGCUACGUAACUAGUUAAUCGAAAGAAAAACCAAAUGCGAUACACGAGUUUUAUAGGGCAAAAGUUUAUUUUGCAAUUUUUUUAGUGCCUCAAAAGUGUUUUUUUUUUGUGUUUUUUUUUUUUUUGGUAUCAUAUUCUUAGAGGGUUGCGUCAUAUUGUUCACCUUCCACCCUGCAAUUACCUCUACCUACCAUAUUUAUUGCUAAUAAUAAACGAAACGAUUGCUAAGUAAAUAAAA